This is a messenger RNA of Pocillopora verrucosa, 3493 nucleotides long. Its product is annotated as iron-sulfur cluster assembly 1 homolog, mitochondrial-like. Gene Ontology annotation, biological process: iron-sulfur cluster assembly. Gene Ontology annotation, cellular component: mitochondrion; cytoplasm. Gene Ontology annotation, molecular function: 2 iron, 2 sulfur cluster binding. Lineage: Eukaryota; Metazoa; Cnidaria; Anthozoa; Scleractinia; Pocilloporidae. The record is from RefSeq and is a predicted model, not a curated record.
AGAAGAAGAGCUAACAUGGCGGGCCGAACCGCUGUAGGGGCGGCGGUUAGAGCAGUCAAUAAACCGAGGAAAUUUGCCGCUAGAAGAGCUGCAAUUACACUAACACCUGCUGCUGUACAAAAACUUAAGUCACUGUUCACACCAGAAACAGAAAAUCCUGCUUUAAGAAUUGGUGUCAAACAAAAAGGUUGUAAUGGCCUCACUUAUACAUUGGAUUAUGCCAAUGAAAAGGGAAAGUUUGAUGAGGAGGUCAGUCAAGAUGGUGUAAAGAUUUAUAUUGAUUCCAGGGCACAAUUAUCACUGCUAGGAACAGAAAUGGACUAUGUAGAAGAUAAGCUUGCCAGUGAAUUUGUGUUCAAUAAUCCCAACAUUAAAGGAGUUUGUGGAUGUGGGGAAAGUUUUCACUUAUAGAAUUGCGAAAUUGGAGAAUUUGGUAAAGUCACCAGAAGCCAUCUUGUUUUAGUACCAGCUGUUCACAAUAAUGUUGGAGUAUUUGUCUUUUCCUGCCAAAAAAAGGAGGGCAUUAUCUGGUUUGAAGAAUAUUUGACACACUUUGAAGAUGUCAGUUAUAAAACUGAUAUUCCGAACUACCUAACUUACACUUAUGUUGCUUCUGCCGUUUAGUGUUAAUAUGGAUAUUUUUUGUAACUCUGAUCACCUCUCAAAAAAAUUCAGUUGAUACCACAAGAGGAAAUUACUGCUACUUUUGAAGAGAAGAGGGUUAAAACUUAAAUUUCAGCUACAGGCAUGAGGCUGUCCAUACACCUAUACCUUUCUUAGUGAUCAACUUCUGGAGACUUAAAGAAGAUUUCUAAGAAAAAAUAGUUUCUCUUUAUUUAUCAACAUUACGUCUCAUGUAAGUAUUGUGGGCUGAAUACAGACAAACUUUGGUGUAAAUAAUUUGAGAAUACUACUGUGGAAGUUUUGUUCUUCUUUUUGUUCAAGAGGGUGGGGUGGAAACCCAAACUGUGCUAACAGACUGAGGAGGUUUCUCUACUUUUCUAUGUGGAUGGGUGUUGCAGUCAUGCAGACAGAGGGAAUUACUUACAUCAAUCAAACCUGAAGAGCCCAUGUGAACUCAAAGUUAAAACAAAAAACUCUUAGUUUUGCAUCUGAUUGGCUGUGUGCUGUAGGUUUUCUGGACCAGUCACAUAGUGAAGUAAAGCAAAACAAAACCAGUGAACCAAACCAAACCAGUCACUAAGUACAUUUAACCCUUUCACUCCCAAGAUCUGAUUGUUAAUUCUCUCUUCUUGCUGCUAGAAAAUUCCUGGUAAAUAAGUUAUGAGAAUUUAGUGUAAUAUCAAGAUAAAAAUUUCUUCCUGAUAAGUUUUAGUAUUCUUUUAACUGUUUGCUGGAAAAUGUAUGGAUAUAAUUGGAAGAAGUUACAUGUUGGUCACUUCUGAGAGACAGAUGAUGGCAGCAAUAAACUAAAUGGGUAACUAGAGUUUUAAAACAUCUUUAAUGAAUCUAUGGUUUGCUUCAAAAUUAUGUGCCUUUAGGCUCAAAACAAUGUUAUUUAUGACUCAACUAUAACAAAUCUACAGUUUCUUAAAAGCUGAAUGUAAACAUGUACCACUUACUUAAAAAAAGUUUGGGUUGAAGCCCUGCAACCAAUCAAAUAGUGCUAACAUGUCGUGAGCAGAUGUAGGGCUUCAAGAGCAAGAUGCUGAACAAUACAUCAAGUUUUAGUCAUGUCCAUUGACGAAUCAUCACAUUCCAUGAGCUUUGAGAGCUUGCCAUUGCAUUUCUCCAAUCUAUCUUGAAGCUUCUUGGGUUCAAGUCAAUGUUAAUUGUCAAUUGUUUACAGCACACCACAAAAGCUGCUAUUUUGUUGUGGGCAAUCACAGCAUUUCUUUCAAUAAGUUUCACUUUUUUGUCACCAGCCCCUUGUGAGAGGACUUUCAGUUAGUAAUACAGGACCUACCUCUUUGUAAAGUUGAGCACAAAUAGCAAAUUAUUUCACCCAAAACCAAAGGCAGGAAAAUGCAACAACCCAAAUACUCUCCAGCAUUAAAAUGGUUUUUAUCUGGAUCAGUUCCAAGUAGAAUGAAGCCCAUUUGUUUGAAAGACUCCUUUAUGAUACCACACUACAAUAACUUGGAUUUCAUAGGAUUUAACCAUUUCUCCUCACUUGGCAAAUAAAAUACCUGGUGAUUCCAAGGGUUGAUGCAUUACAGGGCCAUAGUUCUUGUUUUCUCACUGUCCAUGGAAGUAGAUGGUACAGUGUCUCCACCCCAGGAAGAUCCAUUCUUAGGUUCAUAUGGAGACACAGCUUUCAAGUAGUUUAAAAAAUUAUUGCUCCUUGGCUGCAAUUUUAAUUAGAAGCAGGCUCCAAGAAAAUAGUUGGUCAUUGUACAUUCAAUGCUACUGCAUCAUAGCAAUUGAUGAAUAUCAAGAUGAGCACAGUGCAAAAACAAUGCCCCAUGACUGCACGCAAAAAAAUCACUAACAGGCUACACUGCCGCCAAGUCUCUUGUAAAGCCUUGAUGGCAAGUCUAGGCUGGUUUUGAUCCGAAUGACUAACUCAUAAUCAUUUCUAGUUAAUGACAGUUUUCCCUGCCAUUAACUUCCUUGAUCUAAUACCCUGCAUUGCAGCUGUGGCAUGUUUUGUCCUGUGUGAAAUCUCAGUUUUGUUUUCAGUAUUCUCCUAUGUAAAGUGUAGGUAGUAAUCAGUCCAGACAGGUGCAUCACAGACUGCAGCAUGUAAAAGCUACAUGUAGUCUUCUGGUGAAGUGGGUUCACUUUUCAUAAAGUGACAACUCUGUUAACUAUCAAUGUUCCAAAACAACUGCACAACAAAAGAGAUGAGCAGUUUGGAACUUAACAGAAGAUGUCCAGCUCUGAUGAAUCCAGUGAUCAUAUUUUUCAAUUACCCUUGUUCCAUCACACAUGCUGGUUCACUGUGAUGUAAAAAAUAAUUGCAGUAGUUUUUAUUCUCCUCAUCUUUCAGCCAAGGUUUGACACCAGCUGUUGUCAAUAGUAUGUAACUCCAAUCCAUUAUAGUUCAGCUCAACAACGUUAAGGUAAAGUACAUGUAUCCAAUCCAAUAAACUCUCAAUAACGCUAAACUGAAACCAAGUAACCAAUGUAAAAACUGUAUUCAUGCCACUUGAUGGCAUGUAACAGAACAAUAGCAAAUAAUCCAAAGAUGCAAAAUCACCACUCUUCUUCCUCUGUACCACCAGCUGAAGACCAGGCAGCAGUGCCAUUAAUCUGGCUGGUUUGAGUAUUAGCUUCCUCACUAUUCCACUCUCCUCCCCAGCCAUCACUGUUGCCAAACUACCACAAAGAUCAAAACAAAGGUUUAAGACAUUGCUAAGCUAUAAAAAUUAGAAUUCCUAACUACUUAUCUCUGUUUGCAGUGGGAAACUGCACUGAAUAUAAACAAGAAACUCCUAACAUCUUGAUGACAUUAUUUACCUAGAACAUUCUGAGGCAAAAAAAGGUGAUAAACAAUUGAUAUAAUGUAAUAAUAAAAAUGUACAUCUUG